CGGAAGCGGUGUAGACUCCGAACGCGCGCGCUGCGGUAUGGCUGCCCACCGGCCCGGCCCGCUCAAGCAGCAGAAUAAGGCUCACAAAGGCGGGCGGCAUCGGGGUCGGGGAUCUGCACAGCGGGACGGCAAGGGUAAGAAGGCCGUCUAGCACUGAAAACCCUAAGCAAGAAAGUGAGAAAAGAACUCAGCAGAGUCGACCAGAGGCAUCGCGCCAGCCAGCUCCGAAAGCAGAAGAAGGAGGCGGUUCUGGCAGAGAAGAGACAGUUGGGUAGCAAGAAUGGCCCUCCUCAUCAGGUACUGGUGGUGCCCCUGCACAACAGAAUUUCCCUGCCAGAGGCCAUUCAGCUGCUUCAGGAUAUGGACACUGGAAGAGUACACUUGAAUGAAUUGGGAAACACCCACAGCUUUAUGCUGCUAUGCCCCCACCUGAAACAUCGGUGGUUUUUCACAUCAGCAAGGCCAGGAGAUCUACACACUGUGUUAGACAUGGCUAAAGUAGCUGAUACCGUCCUGUUCUUACUUGAUCCACUUGAAGGCUGGGACAGCACCGGCGAUUACUGUCUUUCCUGCCUCUUUGCCCAGGGGCUUCCCACCUAUACGCUAGCUGUCCAGGGGAUUUCUGGCCUCCCACUGAAGAACCAAAUAGAUGCCAGGAAGAAGCUAAGUAAAGCAGUGGAGAAGCGCUUUCCAGAUAACAAACUCCUCUUGUUAGACACUCAGCAGGAGGCAGGGAUGCUGCUUAGGCAGUUGGCUAACCAGAAGCAACAGCAUCUUGCUUUUCGGGACCGGCGAGCCUACCUGUUUGCCCAUGCUGUUGAUUUUGUUCCUAGUGAAGAGAAUAACUUGGUGGGCAACUUGAAAAUUUCAGGCUAUGUUCGAGGGCAGACUCUGAAUGUAAACAGUUUGCUACAUAUCGUUGGACAUGGCGAUUUCCAGAUGAAACAGAUAGAUGCCCCUGUGGACCCUUUCCCUUUAAAUCCUAGAGUAAUUAAAUCCCAGAAGGACCCAGACAUGGCAAUGGAGAUUUGUGCUACGGAUACUGUAGAUGAUAUGGAAGAAGACCUUAAGGUCCUAAUGAAGGCAGACCCUGAUAGACAGGAAUCCUUGCAAACAGAGGUUAUCCCAGAUCCAAUGGAGGGGGAGCAAACCUGGCCCACUGAGGAGGAGAUGAGUGAGGCAAAGGAUUUCUUGAAGGAAAGUUCUAAGGUGGUAAAGAAGGUCCCCAAAGGAACAUCCAGUUACCAAGCUGAAUGGAUUUUGGAUAGUGGCAGCCAAAGUGAUGGGGAAGGAGAUGAAUAUGAUGAUAUGGAACAUGAGGAUUUUAUGGAAGAAGAAUCUCAGGAUGAGAGUAGUGAAGAAGAAGAGGAAGAAUAUGAAACUAUGACUAUAGGGGAGUCUGUGCAUGAUGAUCUGUAUGAUAAGAAAGUAGAUGAAGAAGCUGAGGCAAAAAAGUUGGAGAAAUAUAAACAAGAAAGACUGGAAGAGAUGUUUCCGGAUGAGGUGGACACCCCCCGUGAUGUGGCUGCUAGAAUUCGAUUUCAGAAAUACAGAGGCCUCAAGAGCUUCCGGACAUCUCCAUGGGAUCCUAAGGAAAACCUUCCUCAAGAGUAUGCUCGGAUAUUUCAGUUUCAGAACUUUACUAAUAGCAGGAAAAGCAUCUUUAAGGAGAUUGAAGAAAAAGAGGUUGAAGGAGCUGAGGUUGGCUGGUAUGUCACAAUUCAUGUCUCUGAAGUUCCUGUCUCAGUGGUCGAGCAUUUCAGGCAAGGAGCACCCUUGAUUGUAUUUUCUUUACUACCUCAUGAACAGAAGAUGUCAGUAUUGAAUAUGGUGGUGAGGCGUGACCCUGGCAACACUGAACCUGUGAAAGCCAAGGAAGAACUCAUAUUCCAUUGUGGAUUCAGGCGCUUCCGAGCCUCACCUUUAUUUUCUCAGCACACUGCAGCGGACAAACAUAAAUUUCAGAGAUUCCUGACUGCUGACAUGGCCCUGGUGGUGACAGUAUAUGCACCAAUCACUUUUCCUCCUGCAUCUGUGCUGCUUUUCAAGCAGAAAAGCAAUGGAAUGCACAGCCUCAUUGCUACGGGCCAUCUUAUGUCAGUGGAUCCAGACAGAAUAGUCAUCAAGAGAGUUGUUCUGAGUGGUCAUCCUUUCAAAAUUUUUACUAAGAUGGCAGUAGUACGUUACAUGUUCUUCAAUAGAGAGGAUGUGCUGUGGUUUAAACCCGUGGAACUGAGAACAAAGUGGGGCCGUAGAGGACAUAUCAAGGAGCCUUUAGGUACCCAUGGCCACAUGAAAUGCAGCUUUGAUGGGAAGCUAAAAUCUCAAGACACAGUACUGAUGAACCUCUAUAAACGAGUAUUCCCCAAAUGGACUUAUGAUCCAUAUGUACCAGAACCAGUACCCUGGGUGAAAAGUGGUAUUUCUUCAGCAGUGCCUCAAGGAGGAAUGGAGUAACGGAUUCAAAGAGAUUUUGUCUUACUGGUGCCCAUCAGCACUCCAGGGAUGGGAGGCAUAGUGAUGGGGUAAAGUUUAUUUUCUACAUCAGCCUGUCAGUCCACUACCCCAUUUUGCAAGACUUUUUUUGGCCUUGACAAAAUGUCUCGGUUAAAUAUGGAAGUUUUUCUACUACUUAGUCCAAAAAACUAUAUUAAAUCUUACUGAAAUA
Molecule: messenger RNA, 2668 nt
Organism: Callithrix jacchus (white-tufted-ear marmoset)
Lineage: Eukaryota; Metazoa; Chordata; Mammalia; Primates; Cebidae
Gene: TSR1
Product: TSR1 ribosome maturation factor
Biological process (GO): maturation of SSU-rRNA from tricistronic rRNA transcript (SSU-rRNA, 5.8S rRNA, LSU-rRNA); endonucleolytic cleavage of tricistronic rRNA transcript (SSU-rRNA, 5.8S rRNA, LSU-rRNA); ribosome biogenesis
Cellular component (GO): nucleus; preribosome, small subunit precursor
Molecular function (GO): U3 snoRNA binding; GTPase activity; GTP binding
Source: RefSeq, a predicted model, not a curated record